Messenger RNA from Wyeomyia smithii (pitcher-plant mosquito), 5854 nucleotides. RefSeq names its product mitogen-activated protein kinase kinase kinase 15 (gene Ask1). Lineage: Eukaryota; Metazoa; Arthropoda; Insecta; Diptera; Culicidae. The coding region runs from base 636 to 5255 and encodes 1539 amino acids. Gene Ontology annotation, biological process: MAPK cascade; protein phosphorylation. Gene Ontology annotation, molecular function: protein kinase activity; ATP binding. The transcript has 9 exons. The record is from RefSeq and is a predicted model, not a curated record.
AACAUUUUCUCAGUGCGGUUAGGUUGCGGCUCUCGUGCGUCAAAAAAGGUGAAUAUUUUGCUGGAAAAUUAAACCCAAGCUGGUCAAAACAUGGGUUCAAGUGUGCCGGAACAAGUUAACGUUAAUGUUCUGCUGUGAAAAGUAGGUUUAAUGUGUGGAUUUUAUCAUACGUGUUUGAUCUAUCGCGAAGUGUCUGUGUAUUUGUGUAGAUUUUGCUCUGGAGACAACAAAGUGCCUCUUCUAGAGUGUAAUCGCACUGAAGGCGCCAUUAGCGAACGUGGGUGUCAUUAACCAACACUCCAGAACAUCACUUUAAGCUUAACAACAAGAAAAAAUUGUGCUGUGGGAGGAAAUCCCCACUGUUGCUUCGGCUUGAACCAGAUACAUAAAUUUUACGUGAUUCGAGAGUGUAGAAUAAAGCUGUUCAAAAGAAUAAAUCCGGAUGUAGCCGCCGUCGACUUCGUCGUCGUCGUCGUAGGACAGAACACAGCAUGAUGAGUGCAAAUUAAAGUCAAAACCUGUGCUCGCCCGAAAAACGGAUACCCACUUGAGAGAGUAGUGCAGUUUUGUGUUUGUGCAAAAGCGAAGCGGCAGCAAAGCUGGAGACCGAGCCGGAAAUAGCAACGCAACCGGUGAUGGAGGAGGAGGAGGAUGUCGAGGCAACGCUAGACGACGUAGUCGAAUCGACCGACGAGACGAUGGACGAGACUGCAGCAGCAGAGCCCCUCCCAUCGCCGGGGAUCAAUGCGACGUCCUUCGCGGACAGCAUGUCCAAUCUGAGCGACAUCUCCUCGACAACGGCUAUCCUCAACGGGGGCAAUGCUUUGUCUGGCAGUGCCAGCAAUAGUGCCAUUGCGGCCGCAGCAGCUGCAGCGGCUGCUGGUGGAACUGGCAGUGGAUCCCAGGCCGGUUCCAGCCGGCCGCGUAUGGAUAUAGCCUGUGUAAUUGACACUCACCAGGCGCAGCGAAAGGCCGCUUUCGAAGAGCUUAAGUUAGCAUGCAUUCAGGUUUGCGCCAAUAUGCAGCUGCUCGAGUUUGAGAAGCUGGACUUUGGCGAACUCAAUUCGGUGGAUUGCUUCUAUAAUGCUGAUGUGGCCGUGGUGGAUCUUAGUGUCCAAGCACAGCAGAGUACCCUUAGUUACCAUCUGGGCGUCCGGGAGAGCUUCGAGAUGAAAGAAAAUAUUGUGAUUUACAACGACGUAGAAAGUGAAGCGACACUGAGGAUGAAGAUUUCCUGUGGUAAUUAUACGUUUGUGCCUUACCGGGCUGUGGAGGGGGCCGGUUGUGUAGUGACCAAUCCCGGAAAAGGUGGUUAUUUGGAGGAGGUUGAAUCAAAGGUCGCUUUGCUGGGUCGGCUGAGAAAGAUCUUUCAGGAUGUGGAGAUUCAAUCGAAAGCUCAUCUAAGGGAGAAAUUUCUGGCGGACUUACGCAGUCUGAGGGACCAGUAUGCCGGAAAUGUGGAAGAGCUACAAAAGAUGCUGCGCAAUAUGCGCAAGAGGUUGGACGAUCCUCAUGUACUGUCGAAGGAAAUUGUACAAACCUACAUGCUAUCCCUGCGGGAUGUUCAAGACUAUGACGCCAUGGUUCAAGUGGUAGACGAUUUGCAAACGGUUCCAAACAAGCAAAACUACAUUAACACCGGUAAUAUGAACUAUCUGUACGCGUUCGCCCUGAACCGGAGAAACAAGGAAGGCGACCGAGAUGCUGCGCUGAAAACAUGCAUCAAAGCUCUGGAAAAGAAAGAAAAUCAUUUCCCGGAUAUGCUCUGCUUGUGUGGUCGAAUCUACAAAGACAUUUUUGUAGAGUCAAAUCGAACCGAUAAGGAAUCGCUAAAAAACGCCAUCACUUGGUACAGAAAAAGUUUCGAAAUUCAACCGAACGAAUUCGCUGGGAUAAAUCUGGCCACCCUCCUCGUUAUCGAGGGGAAAGAUUUCACGGACUCGGAACUGCAGCACAUUGGAAUGGUACUGAACAAUCUGAUCGGCAAGAAAGGAUCUCUCUCCUCCAUCAAAGACUACUGGAACGUGGCGACGUUCUUCGAAAUCUCUGUACUAGCCGAGAACUACGCCAAAGCCAUCCAAGCCGCGGAAUGCAUGUUCCGGCUGAAACCCCCCAAGUGGUAUCUCAAAUCCACGAUCGGAAACAUCACACUAAUCGAUUGCUGCCGUCGCAAAUCGGAAGAAUCACUAACCUCAAUCGAGCAGCAAAUCUUCCAAUUUUGGAUGGAAUUUUUCCUCGAAGCCACCAACGCCGAACCUUCCUCCACGGUUCGCUUCCCCAUUCUCAUCCAAGAAACUCAGAAGAUCCUCAUGCCCUCGUACGUGGCAAUUCACAUGAACGCCGAGCAAAAAUCAAUUGACAUCACAAAUAUCUGCCAGCAGCACGAGAAGGACAAAUGCCGAAAGGUGCAUGAUUUCAACUUUCUCGCCAGCCAAAUCAAAUCGGUUAGCUUGUACAAACGGGACGAACGGUGCGCCUAUCUUUACGUACAGCAAAAUUCCGAUGAUUUCCAGAUGUAUUUCCCGUCGGUCCAGUGCCGGCAGCAGUUUUACGAUCUGAUUCUGCAGAUGACAGCCGAACAGGGCUGUGGAUUUAUCGAUCUUUCCACCGAAACUACCAACGACGAAAUCAACUACGAGUACGAGUUGGACGAUAAGAAUCGACGGAUCGUGCUGGGUCGGGGUACGUACGGCUCGGUUUAUGCCGCUCGCGAUCUCAACACGCAGGUGAAAAUCGCCGUUAAAGAAGUGCCGGAGAAAUUUAGUCAUGAAGUGCAGCCGCUGCAUGAGGAAAUCAAACUGCACUCGCAGUUGCGCCAUCGGAACAUUGUUCAGUAUUGGGGCUCCAAAUCGGAGGAUAAUUUCUUCAAAAUUUUCAUGGAGCAGGUGCCAGGAGGCUCGCUUUCCGCUUUGCUGCGUUCCAAGUGGGGUCCGUUGAAGGAUAAUGAAGCGACAAUCGCUUUCUACUCGAAGCAAAUCCUCGAGGGCUUGAAGUAUCUACACGAUCAGAAGAUCGUGCACCGAGAUAUUAAGGGAGAUAAUGUGUUGGUUAACACGUACAGUGGGGUGGUGAAGAUUUCCGACUUUGGAACUUCGAAGCGUCUAGCUGGGAUCAAUCCCAUCACGGAAACUUUUACCGGAACGCUGCAGUACAUGGCUCCGGAGGUUAUCGAUCAGGGUGUGCGUGGUUAUGGUCCUGCUGCUGAUAUUUGGUCCUUUGGGUGUACCAUCGUCGAGAUGGCAACCGGAAAGCCACCGUUUGUAGAACUUGGUUCUCCCCAGGCUGCCAUGUUUAAGGUGGGAUUCUAUAAGAAGCACCCGGAAAUACCGGCCGAGCUGUCGCCGGUGGCGAAGAAUUUUAUCAAGCGCUGCUUCGAAGUGGACGUGGAUAAACGAGCGACGGCGGCCGAUCUGCUGGAGGAUCCGUUUUUGUCGGACAAACACAAGAAGAUGCGCGCCUCCAUCAGCAUUCCUAACACAAUCAGCACGGCCGAAUUCUCCCGUAGCGUCAGCAUGCCAGUGGAUCGUCACAUCAGCAAAACUCUCACAUCACAGCAAAGUUCAGCCAGCUGCAACACACCAACAAACUCGGAGUCAGACGCUCCGCCAACAUUUGCCUCGUCCCGAUCGGCCUCCAUCCGGAAGAACAAACAUCUCGCCCAUCUGACACCGAUCCAAAUGCCAAACCAUGUCAGUAGCAUUGGGAAUCUCGCAGAGACCCCAUCGUUGGAAAUUGAAUCUAUCGACCCGACUCCCGCUGGUUUUCAGUUGAACCGAAGGAGUUCCUCCGGGGGUUUGCUUUCGCCGGAGGUUGAGCUUCUAUCCAGCUCGAGUAAAUCACCGCUCGGCGGUGAAGCGAACGAAAGCGAUGGGUUCUAUCUGCUCAAGAAGGACUCCCAGCGGCGGGCCACUCUGCACAAGGUUCUCGAGCAUGACGAGCGCAAAAUCUGCCAGGUUUGGAUGGAGAAGAUUGUGUCCGAUCGGAAGGAGGCGGUCGUUAUUAGUCUCUCGCACUUGGAGACGUUGAUCAAAGCGCUGCGAACGUACAUCACAGAGCAGAAGAAGGAGCAGCUGGAGGCCGUCAUCAGUGGGCUGAAGAAGAGUUUGGAUUUCGAUUCGACGGCGAUCGAUCAUCUGCAUUUGGCGAUGUAUUCGUUCCAGGAUGCGGUCAUAACGGUACUGCGGUCGCACAAUAUCAAGCCUCACUGGAUGUUUGCGUUGGACAAUCUGGUUAAGAGUGCUGUUCAGGCGGCGAUUAUGAUUCUAUCGCCGGAGUUGGGUCGUAAUUUGGCUGGGCAUUUCCGUAAUGAUGAAGAUGACGAUGACGAUGAUGACACCAAUGAUACGCCGGGUGCUCGGCACGGGGCUGGUGGGGCGAGAGGUAAUCGCGGACAGGCGGUCGACGAUGACGAUGACGACGGUGAACUGUCCACUUCGGGUGUGGGUACCGUGAAUUCUGUGACACUAGCCAAGCCUGCUAAGCUGAGCCGCACGAAGGUGGUCACCGAUCAGAUAACGGCACUGCGUGCCGAAAACAUAAGACUGAUGGAAGAUCUGUACGAAUCUCACAAGACUUACCAUGGCAUUUUCAAAACUGCCCUCGAGGGCCAGUCCACGAACGUGGAAAUGGUACGAACGUUGGCCGUUCAGCUUGCGUCGGUGGCCGGGCGGUAUGACAGUCGAGUUUCGCAGGGUUACGCUAGCGAUCUAACGGACAGUCCCGGAAUUACAGACGAAGCGGACUCAGCUAAUAACAAUUUUCUCCGACCGGCUCCUGUACGGAGCGGAGCGACCCGAAACACACAGGACCGACGGGCAACAGUUCGAGUUUCGAGGCCACAAUCGGAUGCCCGGCUAGACGAGUGGCUUAUUCAGCAGGGUUUCGAUGUGAAUGUUCGGGAAGUUAUCCACGGCGAAGAUUUCAGCUACGAUGAUUUCGUGUACGAAAUGGAUCAGGAAGAUCUGCGUCGCAUUGGACUAAAGAUCGGCAUCGAAGUCCGGUUAUGGCGUGCAAUUCGUGCCCAUCGUCUCACGCAUCCACGCUCUGUCUGGGCGCCGCUUCCAAAUGCCGGCUCCCCAUUGUCGCAUUCCUCCUCCUCACUGGCAACGGUUCUGCUCACUAACGGCACAACACCGGCAGACGACCGUUUCGCGCAGCCCAAACCGAUCUCUAACUCGAGCAGCUAUGACUCAAGUCACUCGCUCGAAACGGCAGCUUCGUCCGAUUACGAUUCCUGUCCGGGGACCGACUCAUGAGGCCGCGUGGCUAAGCGCCGGAAGCGAUCAUCCGGCUGCGUUGGCCACAAUUCAAACAACGAUAAAUCUGUCCAGAAGCAAUAAGAGGACAUAAAGAAACAUACAUCAUGAUGAAGCCGACACUAAGGUAAGAAACUCCUAUUAUCUCAUGCACAAAACAACGUAACGCAGAAGUCUCUCUUGAGUCGGGAGAUCGAGAGAAAAGCUAGUGAUUAAGUUAAACAGUAAAGAAAAAAAAAUCAAGAUAAUCAAAUUAACAAUCAAAACUGUUCGAAGCAAAGCUUUCCUACAUUGUGGUAGUAUUUUUGUUUAGUGUUUCCAAAUUCUCCACUCUUUCAAUUGGAUCUAAUUUUUGUUUCUGUUUCUGUCUGUGCUUUUUUUGCUACUUACUAGUUUGUUGAUAUUAUUGUAAGAUAUUUUAACCUUGUUAAAAGUUAAAUACAAGUAGAAAUGUAAGUCGCGCAACAGCAAAAAAACAUGUGCUAGUGAUUGCCAUAUAUUAUACACACACACACAUACGCACAUAUUUUGUUAUCGCUUAUCGUCGUGUUACAAACUGUUCCCAGUGAUGAACACCAGCAAUAAAGCAGCGCUUCUAA